Molecule: messenger RNA, 2630 nt
Organism: Alligator sinensis (Chinese alligator)
Lineage: Eukaryota; Metazoa; Chordata; Crocodylia; Alligatoridae
Gene: TAT
Product: tyrosine aminotransferase
Exons: 11
Coding region: 828-2066 (412 amino acids)
Biological process (GO): biosynthetic process; aromatic amino acid catabolic process
Molecular function (GO): L-tyrosine:2-oxoglutarate transaminase activity; pyridoxal phosphate binding
Source: RefSeq, a predicted model, not a curated record
GGCUGGGGACUGCUGACCCGGGGCUGCUGCCACCGACUUGCCCCCUAGGCCAGCCUGGGGCAGCCCUGUGGUGCUGGCGCCGCAGCGGGGAGCGGUGCCUGUGCGGGGGCGCAUGUGGGACCCGUUAGCGCCAUGCGACGUGGACAGGAGGUUGCAUCAGCCGCUUUAUCUGCCAAGAGGCGCAGGUUGUGGGGCCCCAGAUAGCAGAUGUCACAGCUCCCAUUAACCCUUCAUGUACCGGCACGGGCAUGGUACUCGGCAGUGCCCACCAGCGCAGCUGGGCCCUGCUGCAGGGCCUUGCCCAACCAGGCACCAGGGCAGGGCAGGAGCUGUGCCCUGCUGGGGCUGGGGUGCCUCGAACAGAGGUGCAAGGCCCUGGCACGUGUAGCAUAAGUCCCUGCCUCGUGCCAACCCUGCAGUCCUGCCCAUCCCAGAGCAACAGGGCUGCGGCGUGCCUGGCUUGGGCACCGGCGUCCUGCCCAACUGGGGAGCCCCCAAUCAUGGGGCUGGGAAGUGCAGGUGCGAGGGGCACUGCGACUGCCCCCACUGAAUGCCCUCCCCUGCCUGCAGGCCCCAGAAGGGGUUAAUGUGCAGGCGCUCUCCAGAUAUUUGAAGCGAGCGCAGGGCUGGGGGUGCCUCGGGUGGGGGGGUGCAGCCCCUGCCGCUAGCCAAUGACGAGAGGGUCCGUGCCCAACGCCCAGCUCCAGGGCUUAUUUCACAGGACAGGAGCUCGCAGAGGGCUCCUUCUCACGGCAGCUCCUCGUGGAUAAAAGAGCUGGGCUGGGCCUGGGCGCUCUGCGUCUCCCUGGUGCCACAGGAGCCUCGACAUGGAGUCAUACCUGAUCCACAUGAAUGGGCACGGGGACCAUCCCGCCAUCCUGGAUGUCCACGUCAACAUCGGUGGCAGUGGCCCAGCCCCGGGCAAGGGGAAGGGCCGGAAACCGCGGUGGGCAGUGAGGGCCUCUGAGAUGUCCAAGAAGACCUUUAACCCCAUCCGCGCCAUCGUGGACAGCAUGCGUGUGGAGCCCAACCCCAAGAAGCCCAUGAUCUCUCUGUCCAUCGGUGACCCAACAGUGUUCAGGAACCUGCCCACGGACGACGAGGUCACCCGGGCAGUGAAGGAGGCCCUGGACUCGGGGCGCUACAAUGGCUACGCCCCCUCGGUCGGGUACCAGUCGUGCCGGGAGGUCAUUGCUGCCUCCUACAGCUGCCCAGAAGCACCUCUGAAAGCCCAGGACGUCAUCCUGACCAGUGGCUGCAGCCAGGCCAUCGAGCUCGCCUUGGCAGUGCUGGCCAACCCAGGCCAGAACAUCCUGGUGCCCCGGCCCGGCUUCUCCCUCUACAAGACGCUGGCGCUCUCCCUGGGCAUUGAGGUCAAGUUCUACAACCUCCUGCCUGAGAAGUCCUGGGAGAUCGACCUGAAGCACUUGGAGUCGCUGGUGGACGAGAAGACUGCCUGCCUCAUCGUGAACAACCCGUCCAACCCCUGCGGAUCCGUCUUCAGCAAGAGCCACCUCCAGAAGAUCCUGGCAGUGGCCUCAAGGCAGUGCAUCCCCAUCCUGGCCGAUGAGAUCUACGGUGACAUGGUGUUUGCGGACUGGAAGUAUGAGCCCAUCGCGGUGCUCAGCACCAAUGUGCCCAUCCUGUCCUGUGGGGGCCUGGCCAAGCGCUGGCUGGUGCCUGGCUGGAGGAUGGGCUGGAUCCUUGUCCACGACCGGAGAGACAUCUUUGGGAACGAGGCCAACGCCGACCUGUGCUACACCGCCCUGUGCGCCGUGCCCGGCCUGCGGCCCAUCCGGCCUGCGGGGGCCAUGUACCUCAUGGUGGGGAUCGAAAUGGAGCAUUUCCCCGAGUUCGAGAACGACAUGGAGUUCACGGAGCAGCUGAUCGCAGAGCAGUCGGUGUUCUGCCUGCCGGCCACGUGCUUCGAGUACCCCGGCUUCUUCCGCGUGGUGAUCACGGCACCCGAGGAGAUGAUGAUGGAGGCCUGCGCCCGCAUUCAGGAGUUCUGCGAGCAGCACUACCAGGGCAGCGAGGUGGCCCAGGACCUGGAGUGCGACAAAUAGCCGAGCACAACUUGCCCCUGCCUCCAUCCAGCCGUGCCCCAUGCAGCACCAGCACCCCGCCACCCCUUGCCUGGAGCAGGCUCCUGUCCGGCCGCUGCCCUGACGUCCUCAGCAUCACAGGCAGCAAGCACUUGGUGCUGUGCCUGCAGUCCCUCCGCCCCUCCCAGGGCACUGCCCUCCUGGAGCCCAUGUGCAGGCUCGUGCCACUCAGCCCCCCACCCCUCCCUCGGACGGGGAGGCAUCACCUGCUGCUCUGCUCCUCCAGGUUGGGCUCCAUGCAUGGCAACAGCUUCCCGCUCCCUGCCCCUCACAGCUCCGCUCAGUCUUGAGCUGGACUCUGCCCAACAGGCCCGUGCCAGACCCCAGUGCUCAGCCCCUCCCUCGGGCCAGGGCAGGGCUGGACAGUCGGGCGACAGCCCCUUCUCCAUCUAUGCCUGACGCUGCCCUCUGCAGCCGCCGGUCUUGUCUUCUUCAGCACCAUCCUCACCUGAGCACCUUCCGCUGUGCCUUUUGAGCUGCAAAUGAUAUAAGUUAUUGUGACUUUUUGUACGAAUAAAGGUUCUG